AAGAAAUUACAAGAUGAUUAAAGAAUAUGAUUAUUUGUUCAAAUUAGUUAUUAUUGGUAACUCUGGAGUGGGAAAGAGUUCAUUAUUAUUGAGAUUUGCAGAUGAUCAAUUUAGUGAAUCUUACCUAACAACAAUAGGUGUUGAUUUUAGAUUCAGAACAUUGCCUAUAGAUGGCAAAAAUGUAAAAUUAUAGAUUUGGGAUACUGCUGGACAAGAAAGAUUUAGAACAAUCACAAGUGCAUAUUAUAAAGUAAUUAAAAAUCAUUAUUAUAAAUAUUUUAGGGUGCUGAUGGAAUUGUUAUGGUAUAUGAUGUUACAUAAGGAUAAUCAUUUGAUGAUAUUGAUAAAUUUUGGUUACAUGAGGUAGAAUCAUAUGGAGAAAAAAAUGUUUAAUUAUUAGUUAUUGGAAAUAAAAAUGAUUUAGAUGAAUAGAAAUAGUAACAAAAUUAUAUAAUUAAAUAAGAGUUGAAACAUCAAAGGCUGAAGAAUAUUGUAAAUCUCAUAAUAUGCUUUUUAUGGAAUGUAGUGCAAAGACAGCUGAUCAUGUAAAUAAUGCAUUUCUUGAACUAUCAAGAAAACUAAUGGCUAAAAAAGAUGCUUCCUAACCACAAAAAACUACUAAUUUGACACCAAAUGCUUCAUAAUAAUCAUAAUCUAGAGGGUAUUAAUUAAUAUAAUAUUAUAUUUAGAUAAACUAAUACCAACACUUCACAAUCAAAUAAACUGAGUGCAAACACAUCAAACUAAAAAAAAUAAAAAGAUGGAGGAUGUUGUUGA
Paramecium primaurelia is the source of this 777-nucleotide messenger RNA. Lineage: Eukaryota; Ciliophora; Oligohymenophorea; Peniculida; Parameciidae. The record is from the annotation of a GenBank genome assembly.